Messenger RNA from Aspergillus chevalieri, 846 nucleotides. RefSeq lists its product as uncharacterized. Lineage: Eukaryota; Fungi; Ascomycota; Eurotiomycetes; Eurotiales; Aspergillaceae. The record is from RefSeq and is a predicted model, not a curated record. Bases 1 to 846 code for a protein of 281 amino acids. The transcript is spliced from 2 exons.
AUGACAAACCACUACCCACCAAUCCCCUUCCUCCCCUCCCUCCUCGACCUCAACCUCAACCUCACCUUCAGCAACGACACCACAACAACAACCACCCUCUUAACCCUCCUCACAAUCCCCCUCCUCCUCUUCCUCUCCCACACAAUCCGCAAAGAUUAUGCUGCCUUCAUCGCCCUCGGCCCCGGCGGCGUGCCCCAAUCCCCAAAAGGCUACAUUGGCUUCUGCUGUCUCCGCCCCUUCGCCCUCCGCAAUCCCUUCGAACCACCUCGCCUACCCCCGACGCUCUAUCCACAAGAUGGAUAUCUUGCAUCCGACGCGCUACCGACACGGAAGGGCCCUCGACCGGUAGUCAAGGGGAUAGCGCCGCAGCGGCAGUUAACACAGCAGGGCAACCAGACGACGUAUGAAAUGCUGAGCCAGGAGUUGUUGACUCUGGUGCGGAUGCAUACGCAUACGCAUGGGUUAUACACGGAUACGUCGUGUUUUGAGAAACACAGCGUGGGGGUGUUUGUUGCGGAGAAGUUCAGGUCCCGCGUGACUUGUAAUGGGGAGGUGUGUCAUGCGCAUCCGAGUGAUGGGAGCAUGCAUUUGUGUCUGCAUCCGGCGGAUGUCAAGGUGUUUCUGGUCAAGGGAUGGGGACAGAGGCAUCCCAUCGCGCGGGAGAAAAGCUGGUGGUGGCGGGUGUUGAGGACGGGGAAGAGGAAGUUGCCGCCGAAUUUCGUGAUGGUGUAUGCGCCGAGAGAUGAAAAGGAGCUGAGGGUGAUUGUCGACAUCGUGCGGGCGGCCAUCUGUUGGGUUAGUGGAAGGGGGUUGCGAUGGGAGAGGGAAUGUGUGAUGGAAGAUUGA